GACGUUUCUAGCAGCGUACGGCAGGGAGCCGUACUUCGUCGCAACGUGGUUUGUUUACUAUUUUCCAGCCGCUCUUGGAAGAACAACACAAAUGUAGACGCUUUUUCCAAGAAACAAAGCAUUUAAAUCAAGUCUGUGUCCCUGAAAGAAGAAAUGGGGAAGCCAAAAAGAAAAAGUGAUCUGAGCCGAGCCGAGCUGAUGAUGAUGACCAUCGCAGACGUGAUUAAGCAGCUGGUUGAAGCUCACGAAGAGGGAAAAGACAUUAACCUCAACAAGGUGAAGACUAAGACCUCAGCUAAAUAUGGUCUUGAAGCCCAGCCUAGAUUGGUGGACAUCAUUGCGGCUGUUCCACCGCAGUACCGCCGUGUUCUGGUCCCAAAACUCAAAGCCAAACCAAUUCGCACUGCCAGUGGGAUUGCUGUUGUUGCUGUGAUGUGCAAACCACAUCGAUGUCCUCACAUCAGCUUUACAGGAAACAUCUGUGUCUACUGUCCUGGUGGACCUGACUCAGAUUUUGAAUAUUCCACACAGUCUUACACAGGCUAUGAGCCAACGUCCAUGAGAGCGAUUCGAGCUCGUUACGACCCCUACCUUCAGACUAGACACCGAGUGGAGCAGCUGAAGCAGUUGGGUCACAGUGUCGAUAAGGUGGAGUUCAUCGUGAUGGGCGGGACCUUCAUGGCGCUACCCGAGGACUACAGAGAUUACUUCAUCAGGAACCUGCACGACGCGCUGUCAGGACACACCUCCAACAACGUGGCGGAGGCUGUCAGGUACUCGGAGCGCAGCAACACUAAAUGUGUGGGAAUCACCAUAGAGACGCGGCCGGACUAUUGCCUGAAGCGCCACCUCAGUGACAUGCUGAACUAUGGCUGCACCAGGCUGGAAAUCGGAGUUCAGAGUGUUUAUGAAGAUGUGGCUCGUGACACAAACAGAGGCCACACGGUGAGAGCCGUGUGCGAGUCUUUCCACCUCGCAAAGGACGCCGGGUUCAAAGUGGUCGCCCACAUGAUGCCCGACCUGCCAAAUGUGGGCAUGGAGAGGGACGUGGAGCAGUUUAUUGAGUUCUUCGAGAACCCGGCCUUCAGGCCCGACGGUCUGAAGCUCUACCCGACCCUGGUGAUCCGAGGCACGGGCCUGUACGAGCUGUGGAAGACGGGCCGCUACAAAAGCUACACGCCCAGCGCCCUGGUGGACCUGGUGGCUCGGAUCCUGGCGUUGGUGCCACCGUGGACACGAGUCUAUCGAGUACAGAGGGACAUUCCCAUGCCGCUGGUGAGCUCCGGGGUGGAGCACGGGAACCUCAGAGAGCUGGCUCUGGCCAGGAUGAAGGACAUGGGAACUCAGUGUCGAGAUGUGAGGACCCGAGAAGUGGGAAUCCAGGAGAUCCACCACAAAGUCAGACCUUACCAGGUGGAGCUGGUGAGGAGGGAUUACGUGGCCAAUGGUGGCUGGGAGACCUUCCUGUCCUACGAGGAUCCGGAACAGGACAUCCUGAUCGGCCUGCUCCGCCUGCGCCGCUGCUCUCCGCAGUCCUUUCGGCCGGAGCUGAAAGGGGGCGUGUCCAUCGUGCGAGAGCUCCACGUGUACGGCAGCGUGGUCCCGGUCAGCAGCCGAGACCCCAGCAAGUUUCAGCAUCAGGGGUUUGGGAUGAUGCUGAUGGAGGAGGCUGAGAGAAUCGCCAGAGAUGAACACGGUUCUGGAAAACUGGCUGUUAUUUCAGGUGUAGGGACAAGGAACUACUACAGGAAGAUGGGCUACGAGUUGGAAGGCCCAUAUAUGGUCAAAGAUCUCUACGCUCCCGGAAGUGACUGAGUCUGCAAAGUUUUAUCAUGGAUUCCCGCUUAUAUGCAACGGUAUUUAUCAAAAGGAUGUUACGGGGACAGGGUUCCUGCGCCGAAACCGUUUCGGCAUCAGAGGAGAUAAUGUCCAGGUCCUCGUGCAUCUGCUUUUAUCUCAAGCUGAGCGUGCAGAAGCUGCAACGCUCCCUCUUUUAUUUAGAUAAGAACAAACGCAGGAUGGUGUUCGAGAGGGAACAAAGCCGGGCUCGUUUGGUAGGAGAGGCUUUGAGUUUGGGAGGAAAACUUUUUUUUUUUUUUUUUUUUUUGGAGCAGCAAAAAGCAGUUAAAGACGUUCGGCUUGUGCCUUUUUGGACUUCAUGAAUCCACAUCUCUGCUGACAGUCCAGAUUCCUUUUAAUGUUGUUGAUGGACAGAAAAACCAUUACAGUCUCAAUAUUCACUUGUAUUUGGGAGUGGGUGAAUAAACGACAAAAAAAAUCUCCCUGGACAGCAGAAAUUAGGGAAAUAUGUUAUAAUUUUGAACUCCUACAUCAUCCUGGUUCUGUUUUCUUAUUUACUGUUGAGCUUUUUUUGUAUUUCUGUAAAUAAAAGGUGACUAAUAAAUUAGUUUACCUCCAAAAAAUA
Messenger RNA from Oryzias melastigma (Indian medaka), 2425 nucleotides. RefSeq names its product elongator acetyltransferase complex subunit 3 (gene elp3). Lineage: Eukaryota; Metazoa; Chordata; Actinopteri; Beloniformes; Adrianichthyidae. The coding region runs from base 154 to 1815 and encodes 553 amino acids. The transcript has 15 exons. Gene Ontology annotation, cellular component: nucleus; cytoplasm; elongator holoenzyme complex. Gene Ontology annotation, biological process: tRNA wobble base 5-methoxycarbonylmethyl-2-thiouridinylation. Gene Ontology annotation, molecular function: acyltransferase activity, transferring groups other than amino-acyl groups; iron-sulfur cluster binding. The record is from RefSeq and is a predicted model, not a curated record.